AUGCCUCCAAAAUUCGAUCCAUCUGAAGUUAAAUUUUUAUACUUAAGAGCAGUAGGUGGUGAAGUUGGUGCUUCAUCAGCUUUAGCCCCAAAAAUUGGUCCAUUAGGUUUAUCACCAAAAAAAGUUGGUGAAGAUAUUGCCAAAGCUACAAAAGAUUUCAAAGGUAUUAAAGUUACUGUUCAAUUAAGAAUCCAAAACAGACAAGCCACCGCAUCAGUUGUCCCAUCUGCUUCAUCAUUAGUCAUCACAGCAUUAAAAGAACCAGUAAGAGAUAGAAAGAAAGAAAAAAAUGUUAAACAUUCAGGUAAUAUUCCAUUAGAAGAAAUUUUUGAAAUUGCAAGAAAAAUGCAAGAUAAAUCAUUUGGUAAAAAUUUAGCUUCAGUUUCAAAAGAAAUUUUAGGUACUGCUCAAUCAGUUGGAUGUAGAGUUAAUGGUAAAAACCCACAUGAUAUAAUCGAUGCUAUAAAUGCAGGAGAAAUUGAUGUACCAGCAAAUUAA
Messenger RNA from Lodderomyces jiufengensis, 498 nucleotides. RefSeq names its product 60S ribosomal protein uL11 (gene RPL12). Gene Ontology annotation, molecular function: large ribosomal subunit rRNA binding; structural constituent of ribosome. Gene Ontology annotation, cellular component: cytosolic large ribosomal subunit; ribosome. NCBI's taxonomy places the organism in Eukaryota, Fungi, Ascomycota, Pichiomycetes, Serinales, Debaryomycetaceae. Bases 1 to 498 code for a protein of 165 amino acids. Gene Ontology annotation, biological process: translation. The transcript has a single exon. The record is from RefSeq and is a predicted model, not a curated record.